AAAAUGCAGCCACUAGUAUGUUUCUGCCUGUUGGUUGUAUGCGUGGACAUCUGUCUGAGUCAGACAGACUGCACAGGUGUAGCCUGUCCAGAUCUGCAGAACUGCAUUGACUCGACUUUAGAGAACGGUGCCUGCUGUCCCAAGUGUCUUCGAAGCGGCUGCGCCUGUGAGGGCUACCAGUUUUACGACUGCGUCCAAGCAGGUUUCCAGAAAGGGAAAGUCCCAGAGGGGGAGUCUUACUUUGUGGAUUUCGGAAGCACGGAAUGCUCCUGUCCUCAAGGAGGAGGGAAGAUAAGUUGUCGCUUUAUUCCAUGCCCAGAAAUCCCCGCCAACUGCGUUGAUGUUUCACAACCUGCAGAUGGAUGUCCGCAGUGUGGUCGCCUCGGCUGUACCCAUGGCAACAAGAAGUAUGAGGCGGGACACUCCUUUCAGGUGGACCAGUGCCAGGUUUGCCACUGUCCAAACGAAGGGGGCAGGUUAAUGUGCUCACCCAUCCCCGGCUGUGACCUUCGUGGCGUUAAUGAGCCCACUGAGAACAGCAGCCGUCUGAGAGACGUUAGCAGCAGUCACGACACCCGACAAGGAACCCUCGCAGAACCGUUGUCCAAGUUUGCACCAGAAAUCACUCUUCCCCUGUAUAAGCAGGAUCCACCCAGUUUUGGCUCAGAGGAUUAUGACGCCAUGCUGGCAGAGCAGACAUCUUCCACUACUCAAAAUCUGGCCCAAUCACCGCACUCUACAACAGUACCUUUAGCCUACCCCGAGACCAGCUCUCAUGCAAACGAGAGGAACGAGCUGAGGGAGAAAAGCCAUUAUACAGUGACACACACUGAGGAUAAAGUUAAACAAAUCGUGGAUUCAGUCACUACAGGGGCUCUUAGCGGUGCAUCAACACUAUUACCAACUGCAGCCACACAGAGAGUGGACACACGGAGCCACAGGCCACAGCAGGGAACUGAAAACAAGACCACGAGACACAACAGUCACAGAAACUUGAAGGUCGGGCACGUUGACCCGCAGAAGCAAAGUCCGGGUAAACGUGCAAGAAACCACAGCCGCUCCCAUUUCAUCAACCAGCAAGAGAAAGUGCAAGUGGAGCACAGGAACCAGCUCGCAAACGACGAACGGAGAUCAUACCCUCAAGUCAAUUUCAGUCCCACCAGCAGAGCUCCGAUCAGGAAGCAGGACAGCAAGGGGCCUCAAAGACAACCGCUAACCCUCCACAACUACCAGCCUCAUGAAGAGGAGGAAGGCACAGAAGUGUCUGUCAGGGAGCUGGUGAAGAGCUGCUGUGAGACCGGAGAGAAAUGGGCUUCAGCUAAUGGCCACUGCAGCGACAUGGAGCCUCCCACAAAAGACCGGCACUCCAUUUGCUGGACUGCCCAACAACAGUGCUGCUUCGGUUCCCUGAAAGAAAGCCGGUGCUCGGCAGGAAUUAAUGCAGCCAGAGCAGGAAGUGUGUGUGAGGAGGACUCUGGCAGGGAAUGUGGGAUAGAUUCCUACAAGGAGUGCUGUGGCUGCUGCUCGCUUGGGCUGCAGUUCCUCAAAGCAGGCCAUCGCUGUGAAGCCCACCAGCACAUGGGUUUCCACUGCCGACACGUCUUUCUGAGCUGCUGUGAGGGGGAGGAGGGGAGGCACACCGUCAGAGAGAGGCCUGCUCUGGAAUCCACUCCGCCUCCGAGAAAAGUGUCAGACAACCCGUACCCUAAAGAAGCCUUCUCCAUCGGCACGGAGCGGGAUGGGGAGAAUGCUGUGGGGGGUCUUGUUGACGUGAAGGACAUGGAUGAGUGCCUGAUUUAUGAGGGCAACAUCUGCCACCACAGAUGCAUCAACACGCCUGGCUCCUACCGCUGUGAGUGCUUCCCUGGGUACGUGCUGCAGGAGGACGCUUUCACUUGUGCACAAGAGCUCGUGGAUGAGGAGAACAGACUGCGGGAGGAUGAUGGAGAGGAGACAACCUCAACGCUUGCAGCUCACUACCAGCCUGCUGCCCCACUCAACCCCUGUGAAGGAAACAGCAUCUGUGAGCAGCAGUGCACCCCGGUGGCUGGAAGGCCACAGUGCUCCUGUUCACCAGGCUUGUCCCUCGGAGCUGAUGGACGCUCCUGCGAAGACAUAAACGAGUGUUUGUCUCCCCGUACCUGCCAGUUUAAUGAGCUCUGCGUGAAUACUGCGGGGAGUUAUGUCUGUCAGAGACUGAUCACCUGCCCCCCUGGAUACCAGAUCAACGGUGACAUUUGUGAAGAUAUCAACGAGUGUGUACAGGGACUCCAUAACUGUGAGGCUGGGCUCGAGUGUGUGAACACAGAGGGGUCGUUCAGGUGCAACCCCAAACCCUCCUGCCCCGCCGGCUUCACACAGGACACACACGGCAACUGUGUGGACAUUGAUGAGUGUGGUGCUUUGACCCCGCCGUGCAGUUCAGGGUUUACCUGCAUCAACACGGUGGGAUCGUACAUGUGCAACAGGAAGAUAAUAUGCAGCCGGGGUUAUCAUGCCAGUCCUGAUGGGUCCAGAUGUAUUGAUGUGAAUGAAUGUGAGAAUGGCCUGCAUCAAUGUGGAGAGGGUCAGCUGUGCCAGAAUCUGCCUGGUUCCUAUCGCUGUGAGUGCCAGACAGGCUACCAGUUUGACUCACUGAGGAGGACGUGUGUAGAUGUAAAUGAGUGCUGGCGCUUCUCCGGCCGUCUGUGCGCCCAGACUUGCGAGAACACCCCGGGCUCCUACCACUGCUCCUGCACCUCUGGUUUCCGCUUAUCUGCUGAUGGCAAGAGCUGCGAAGAUGUGAACGAGUGUCUGAACAGCCCAUGCAGCCAGGAGUGUGCCAACAUCUACGGUUCCUACCAGUGCUACUGCAGAAAGGGUUACUAUCUCAGAGAAGACGGGCUCACAUGUGAAGACAUUGAUGAAUGCGCACAGAGCAUCGGCCAUCUGUGCACCUACAAGUGUGUGAAUGUUCCCGGCAGCUACCAGUGUGCCUGCCCUGAAUACGGAUACACCAUGUCACCCAACGGACGGUCCUGCCGAGAUAUUGAUGAGUGUGCUACAGGAGCCUAUAACUGCUCUCUCACCGAGACCUGCUACAACAUCCAAGGAGGGUACCGCUGCCUUUCUCUGAGCUGUCCCCCGAACUACCGCAAAGUGUCGGACACGCGUUGUGAGCGUGUCAGCUGUCCGAACCACCUGGACUGUCAGAACUCUCCGGUGAGGAUCACCUACUACUACCUCAGCUUCCAGUCCAACAUCGUCAUCCCCGCUCAGAUAUUCCGCAUCGGACCGUCUCCCGCCUACUCCGGAGACAACGUUAUUGUGACCAUCAUUCAGGGCAACGAGGAAGCCUACUUCGGCACCCGGAAACUGAACGCCUACACGGGCGCGGUGUACCUGCAGCGACAGGUUCAAGGUCCACGGGAUUUUCUGGUCACUGUGGAAAUGAAGUUAUGGAGGCAGGGGAAGUUUACCACUUUCCAAGCCAAGAUCUACGUCUUCAUCACAGCAAACUCACUGUAA
Molecule: messenger RNA, 3507 nt
Organism: Nematolebias whitei (Rio pearlfish)
Lineage: Eukaryota; Metazoa; Chordata; Actinopteri; Cyprinodontiformes; Rivulidae
Gene: fbln2
Product: fibulin 2
Exons: 16
Coding region: 4-3507 (1167 amino acids)
Cellular component (GO): extracellular region
Molecular function (GO): calcium ion binding
Source: RefSeq, a predicted model, not a curated record